Molecule: messenger RNA, 6040 nt
Organism: Oncorhynchus nerka (sockeye salmon)
Lineage: Eukaryota; Metazoa; Chordata; Actinopteri; Salmoniformes; Salmonidae
Product: protocadherin gamma-A11-like
Exons: 4
Coding region: 469-3306 (945 amino acids)
Biological process (GO): homophilic cell-cell adhesion
Cellular component (GO): plasma membrane
Molecular function (GO): calcium ion binding
Source: RefSeq, a predicted model, not a curated record
UUUACUUUCACUCAAGUAUGACAAUUGAGUACGUUUUCCGCCACUGCUGAAAUAUAAGGUAAAUGGUCACUGUUAUCAUGCCUUUUUAAUAGUGCAUAUGUAUUGGGGUGUGGAUAUGCUUAUAUUACGCAUGGUUGGAGAGCAUAUGUGUUUUGCAUAUUCUGUGUGUUCUUUACACUCCUAAACUCAGAGGGCCGCUGUUGGUCAGUGUGUUGCAGUUUUAGAGCCGAUUUGCAGCAGUACUUCCCCCAUCAUCUCGAUAUAUUAGAGAGAGAGAGAAAGAGCCGCACGCAGAGCGCGCAGUCUGGGUUACAGCGAACGUUAAUCACGGAUACCCCGAGCUGCGAUUCUUUUGUUACAAAGUGGUGGACUUGGGGCACAUCUUCCUUUCAAUUUUUUUAUACCACGAAAGCUAAUGGAAUUUGACAGAAUUACUUACGGAUUAUAACGUGUGCAAUCUUUGAGAAAAUGUCGGACAAAACAAUGACACGGCAAGUACUGUUGUUUAUCUCGGUCCUCUCUCUCAGUUCAGUGCACGGGCAAGUCAGUUACUCCAUUCCAGAGGAAAUGGCGAAAGGCUCUUUAAUCGGUAACAUGGCGCAGGAUUUGGGUUUAGAUAUAAAACGACUGAAAUCAGGUAAAGCUCGUAUUUAUACAGGAAACAGCGCAGAAUACAUCGAGUUGAAUAAAGAAAGGGGAGUUCUCCUUAUCAAAGAGAGAAUAGACCGUGAAGCGCUCUGUGGACAGACUACGCCUUGCGCACUGCAUUCACAAAUCAUUUUGGAGAACCCCAUGGAGUUGUUUCAAAUAACUAUAGAGAUCACAGACAUCAAUGACAAUGCUCCGAGCUUUAAAAAGAAUGAGAAACGUUUUGAGAUCAGUGAAUCAGCUGUGAUUGGAUCUAAAUUUGUGUUAGAGAAAGCCGGGGAUGCAGACAUAGGUUUAAAUGGUCUCCAAAGCUACUCGCUGAAACCCACAGACAAUUUCGCCUUGAAACUCGAAAAUCAGGUCGACGGGAGUAAAAAAGUAGAAAUGGUUUUACAGAAACCUUUAGAUCGAGAGAAGCAGGAGCAGGUAUCUUUAGUCUUAACUGCUAUAGAUGGAGGAGAGCCUCGGCUAUCUGGUACUGUGCAGAUACACGUCAUUGUGUUAGACGCUAACGACAAUGCUCCAGUUUUUACGCAGCCGGUUUAUAAGGCAACUAUAACAGAGAAUUCCCCCAAAGGCACCUUUUUGACGAAAGUCAGUGCAUCUGAUGCAGACACAGGCUCAAAUGGUGAAGUGUCUUAUUCCAUAUCGAAUGAUAUGGAUAGUGUAUCAGACAUGUUUCAUAUACAUGCAAAUGGAGAGGUGAUAUUAGUCGGCAAGGUUGACUUUGAAAAAGCCAAACAUUACCAAAUAGAUAUCGAAGCAAUAGACAAUGGUGGUCUAUCAGAUUCCAGUAAGGUAAUAGUUGAUGUUAUCGAUAUUAAUGACAAUGCUCCAGUAACCAGUGUACUUUCGAAAUCUAGUUCAAUACCAGAGGACUCAAUUCAAAAUACGGUUGUAGCUAUGUUCAGCGUCCACGAUCCUGACUCUGAUAGUAACGGUCAGGUACACUGUGGUAUAAAUGAAAAUAUCCCAUUUACUAUUAAAUCUACAUCAAAUGGUUUUUACAGCCUAGUAACUGACAGUGAAUUGGACCGAGAGAGAGCCUCUGAGUAUAACAUCAGUGUGACGUGCUCUGAUGAGGGCGUGCACUCGCUCUCCAGCAGCGUCACUCUCACCUUACAGAUAUCAGAUGUGAAUGACAACGCGCCUGUCUUUGGGAGAAGCUCAUAUGAGGCCUACAUUAUAGAAAACAACACACCGGGCCUCUCUAUAUUCACAGUGAACGCAAGAGACGCUGACUGGAACCAGAACGCCCGUGUUUCUUACAUACUGGAGGACUCCUCGGUUAACGGAGUCCCUGUCUCCUCAUAUGUGUCCAUUAGUGCUGAUAGUGGAGUCAUCCAUGCAGUGCGCUCUUUUGACUAUGAGCAUAUCAAAUAUUUCCAGUUCCGCGUAAAAGCGCAGGAUGGAGGCUCCCCUCCUCUCAGUAGCAAUGUGACUGUGAAAAUAAUGAUCCAGGACCAGAAUGACAACGCGCCUCAGGUUCUGUACCCAGUCCAGACUAGCAGCUCUCUGGUGGCUGAAAUGGUGCCUCGUUCAGCAGAUGUUGGCUAUCUUGUCACUAAAGUGGUGGCUGUUGAUGUGGACUCUGGACAGAAUGCCUGGCUCUCGUAUAAACUGCAGAAAUCGACAGACAGGGCGCUGUUUGAAGUGGGCUUACAGAAUGGGGAAAUAAGAACUAUACGCCAAGUCAACGAUAAAGAUGCUGUGAAACAAAGGCUCACUGUUGUUGUGGAGGACAAUGGGCAGCCCUCUCGUUCAGCUACAGUCAAUGUUAACGUGGCGGUGGCGGACAGCUUCCCCGAAGUGCUCUCGGAGUUCACUGACUUUACGCACGACAAGGAGUACAAUGACAAUCUGACUUUUUACUUAGUCUUGGCUCUGGCUGUAGUCUCAUUUUUCUUUAUUGUGUCCAUCAUAGCCAUCCUGUCAGUGAAAUGCUACAGAUGGAGACGAGAGCGCAUGUUUUACAAAUCCAACGGGAAUCUCCCAGUUAUUCCGUAUUACCCGCCCCUUUACGCAGACGUUGGAGGAACAGGCACCCUGAGACACGUGUAUAAUUACGAGGUGUGUGGAACAGCUGACUCCAGAAAAAGUGAUAUGAAAUACGUCAGACCUUACAGUCAGAGCGUCAUUAGUCUGGACGGAACACAGACACUCCCCAACGCGCAGAGGGACACACUGAUCAAUGAUGAUGGGGAUAACCAGCAAAAGCCUCCGAACGCUGACUGGCGCUUCACACAAGGACAGAGACCUGGACCCAGUGGGGCUGGAGGUCCCCCUGAGAUGGCCAUGGGAACAGGACCCUGGCCCAACCCCCCCACUGAGGCCGAGCAGCUCCAAGCCCUGAUGGCCGCAGCCAACGAAGUGAGCGAGGCGACCGCAACCCUGGGGCCGGGCACCAUGGGACUAAGCACCCGUUACAGCCCCCAGUUCACCCUGCAGCACGUGCCCGACUACCGCCAGAACGUCUACAUCCCUGGCAGCACCGCCACCUUGACCUCCAACCCCCAGCAGCAGCAGCAGCAGCAGAUGGCAGCCCAACAUCAGGCCCUGCAGGCCCAGCCUUCUGAGGCCGCCCCUCAGCCUGAACCCCCCAAGGCUGCCCAGACCCCCGCCUCCAAGAAGAAGUCCACCAAGAAGGAGAAGAAGUAGGAUGGGUGGAGGAUGGAUAGAUAUGGAAAAUACGAUGAGAAAAGAGAAAACCGAACCGAUGAGGACUGAAAUCCCCCCCCCACCCCACCCCCUACGUUUCCUCUCAAUGCGUUUACUCUAACCAGGGUCUGGAUUCUAUUGGUCACGCUCAUAUGAUAACACGAAAUAUGGAGAUGUUUGCGAAUGUUUGUCUUUGGGCUCUUGAAUCUGGAAUGCGUUGACAUUUUGUUUUUGUUUUCUUGAUGAAAGCUAUCUAGAAACAGUUGUUUUCUUGCUGAAAGCUAUCUAGAAACAGUUGUUUUCUUGCUGAAAGCUAUCUAGAAACAGUUGUUUUCUUGCUGAAAGCUAUCUAGAAACAGUUGUUUUCUUGCUGAAAGCUAUCUAGAAACAGUUGUUUUCUUGCUGAAAGCUAUCUAGAAACAGUUGUUUUCUUUGGAAAGUCUAUAUGUUCUAAAAAAACAAAAGAAGUAUUAUCAGUAUUUGCAGAUACGGAAGACUGGGGAUUCAGGGGGGAUUGUGUUUUGGUUAAAUCAAUACAUUUGGAUGCACUUCAGACACAACAGAGUGUAAACAACUUUGCUCAGAUAACAAGGAUUUGCCCAGUGAUGUAUUCACGUAUUCAUGUUGGAUUAUAAUUAUAAUUCCUUAUUUUCCUGAGACUGAAAGUAGAUCCUUGUUUGACUAUAGUAGAUUGCCAUGAUAAGAUUCCUAUAUAGGAUCAGCCUUAUAGGAUCCUACACCACAGCUCUUUGGGACACGGGAAUGGGCAUUCCAUUGUACUGGUACAGUAGUAUUCCGAUCUGCAUGUCCCUAUGUGUUCAAACCACAGACCUUCCAGAAGAUUCAACUAUGCAUUGAAUUAGUGUUGCAACGAGGACGACCACCUUAAAAAAAAAAUACAGGUCGACAAAUGCCCUCGUAGCGUUUACCUGAUGUGGUAUCUAAAAACUAUAAAUAUUAUUUUGUAAGCGUAGUUAAAUGGUAAGAUUUGAAUCUUUCACUGUUUAUAUGACCUGAGCAUGAACUCUAUUAGAAAAGUAGCACCGAGGAUGAGGGGCAUGUUAUAGUACUAUCAGCCCUAUUUUCUGGCUUGUUGGCAUAGUAGGCGCUGCCCCCCUUUUAAAACUACCCAGAUGGGUAUAGAGACCCUCCUGCUGCCCACCCAUGCACCUCUAUCCCCUCCUCAACCAGAUGAUGUGCCCUCCCCUCACUGGCUGUCCCACUUUGAGAGCCAGACCAUAGAGAUGCACUGUUCAUACUAUAAAGAUGAGACGCAGGGUCAAAAUAACUUCAAAGUAGAGAUCUUUCACGGCGUGCUUAGGAGUUAGACAAUUCUUAGGCCGCUAGAGUCUAGAUUGAGUGUUCAUCCCUUGCUACCUACCCUGAAGUGCUGAUGACUAUAUUUCUUGACGUGGGAAGUGUUUUUUUGAUGACUCAGCAGUAUAAGAUAAGUAUGAAGUCUUUUCUUUGCCGCCAGUCUGUCCGGCAACUAGCUGGACACCACUGCAUGAAGAGGGCAGCUUACAGGCUGGGUUCAAGGGGGAGUGGAGAGCGGUGGGCUGAGUGGUACGACGUCUGGCUUUGUACAAUCAGAUUGCCGGGGAGGGGGGGCAAUGACCUUGUCUCUACUCACUGAAUGUACACAGGCCCCACUGUUGACCCUCCCUCCUAGUCCACCCCGAAACGUCCUCGAAUGCACUGACCCAGGUUAGAGGUCAACAGAGCCAAGCACAUCCCUCCAUGUCACAGAGGAGAUACCACUUCAGAAGCAGGGAGGAGGGACAGAGUUAGCUCUUCGCUGUAUCUAUCCCCUCUGUAAAUGCAUUCUGGCAACGCUAACCUCAGACUCUCCCCUUGCUUCCAUCCCUCCACCCCCUGGUCCUGUGAAGGCUCUCCCCUUGCUUCCAUCCCUCCACCCCCUGGUCCUGUGAAGGCUCUCCCCUUGCUUCUAUCCCUCCACCCCCUGGUCCUGUGAAGGCUCUCCCCUUGCUUCCAUCCCUCCACCCCCUGGUCCUGUGAGGGCUCUUCCCCUCUGUAAAUAAACACUAGUCCUGUCGAUGGUAUGAGCCAAUUGUUUGUAUAGUACGGACCACAUCCAGAAUUUUCAAACUAAAAGUCCUCUCUCCUCAAGGCGUGGCUUACUGGAAUGUGUUGUAUUUGUUUUUCAAGAAAAAUAAGAAAACUACAACGGGGGAAAAAAAAUGUUCUUCAACAGUUUGUGUUGCAAUGUAGUAACUAAGCACCAUGAAGGCCAACUAACUAACUCUUCAGUGUAAAUAUAAAGAAAGUUGCUAAUACCUUUAGACGAUAAGUAAACAGAGUGACACACACGUAGACUAGUUAACUUGUGAUAUGUGUUGCGCAUAUUAUUGUGUUCAUUUUCUCUCUCUCUAUUUUACUACCCUGUAAAAGAAACGAAACAAAAAAAAUUAUAUUGAAAAAAAAUGUUUCUAUCCUUCUGUAACUUUUUUUCCCGUGCUUUAUCUUGUGCAUUUGCGCAAGAAUGCCUCUCUGUCCAUAUGAGCAAAUGAUUAUAAAUAUUAUGUGUGUGUGUACGUCCGUCCGCUGCUGAAUUAAUCCUCUCUCGUGCUGUAAUAUCUCUCUUAUGAAAUGCUUAGACCUCCUACGCUCCUCCCGGUGUUUAGUCUCUUCAUUUUUAUGCUAAUAUUUAUAUUACUGUUUUACUUUCUCUUGAACACUGACAUUUCAAAUAAAAGGCUCUGAAAUCAUUAAA